GCGUCUUCCACUUGGGCGUGCCAGUUGAAGCCAUCUUCUUCGUCGGCAACCAACUCAUCGCCACCAGCCACGCCGGCAAAAUCGGUGUCUGGAACGCCGUCACCAAACAUUGGCAGGGUAGCAUCCAAGACGUCGUCCCCAUCAACAGCUACGACGCCGCCGGCACCUUCCUCCUCCUCGGUUGCAACAACGGCUCCAUCUACUACGUGGACGUCCAGAAGUUCCCCCUGCGCAUGAAGGACAACGAUCUCCUGGUGACGGAGCUUUACCGCGACCCCACCGAAGACGCCGUCACCGCCCUCAGCGUCUACCUCACCCCCAAAACCAGUGAUAGCGGGAAUUGGAUCGAGAUCGCCUACGGCACGAGUUCCGGCGUCGUCCGCGUCAUCGUCCAACACCCUGAAACCGUCGGCUCCGGUCCCCAACUCUUCCAAACCUUCACCGUCCACCGCAGCCCCGUCACCAAAAUCAUGUUAUCGGAGAAACACCUCAUCUCCGUUUGUGCCGACAACAACCACGUCCGGACGUGGACGGUGACACGGUUCCGCGGGAUGAUUUCUACCCAACCGGGCUCAACGCCGUUGGCAUCCUUCAAAAUCCUUUCUCUCGACGACCUCGACGGUCCCACCGGCUCCACCGCCGGCACCGAUAUCGGACCCUUCGGCGAGCGGGACGAGCAGCAAGUCUUCAUCCAACGCGUGGUGCCGGACGCGUGCCAAGUCUUCGUCCGGCUUUCCUCCACCGGCAAACG
This is a messenger RNA of Pterocles gutturalis (yellow-throated sandgrouse), 751 nucleotides long. Its product is annotated as SH3KBP1-binding protein 1-like. The annotation marks the transcript as partial. The transcript is spliced from 6 exons. The record is from RefSeq and is a predicted model, not a curated record. Lineage: Eukaryota; Metazoa; Chordata; Aves; Pterocliformes; Pteroclidae. Gene Ontology annotation, molecular function: protein binding.